Molecule: messenger RNA, 4224 nt
Organism: Seriola dumerili (greater amberjack)
Lineage: Eukaryota; Metazoa; Chordata; Actinopteri; Carangiformes; Carangidae
Product: rho GTPase-activating protein 12-like
Exons: 19
Coding region: 230-2908 (892 amino acids)
Biological process (GO): signal transduction; regulation of GTPase activity
Cellular component (GO): cytoplasm
Molecular function (GO): protein binding
Source: RefSeq, a predicted model, not a curated record
AGAGGAGAGACGGGAGCACUGCCGUCUGACUUAACCUGACAAGUGGAGAACUAUUUUCACACGGUUGGUCGGUCGACAGGAAAGUGUACGGGAAUUUAACCUCACCCAGGAGUGUGUUUCCUUUUCCCCACGGACUGUCUCACUCCCGCAGAGAAGGUCUGCUCAUGAAGCCAUGCUAAUAAACAUCUGCUUGUUGCGGUGAGCUGCCUGGUGGACAGUCAAAGGCGUCAUGGCGGAACUGCCCAUUGCCCCGGGUCAGGUCUACAUCGAGGUGGAGUACGACUAUGAGUACAAGUCCAAGGACCGCAUCAUCACCAUCCGGCAGGGGGAAUGCUACAUGCUGGUCAAGAAAACCAAUGAUGACUGGUGGCAGGUGAAGAAAGAGGAGGGGACUAAAGCUUUUUAUGUACCUGCUCAGUAUGUCCGAGAGGUCCGCAAAGCUCUCAUGCCACCUCCUAAACCCAUCCCACAUCCACCUGCUGCCACUGGCAACUCACCUUCCCAAAGUGGGGGUGCACUCUGGGUAAAGCCAACCAAUCUGGACCUGGGAUACCAGGAUCGGUCUGCUGAGAACCUUCACAGACACGAGUCCAGCUAUCGCCGCUCACCCUCCGCACAUACUGCCUUUUCAGGGCACUUUAGUCCCCCCACCCAACGCAGGGACAGUAACCACCAUCACCCCACCACCACCCCCACAGACCAUGACCGAGCUGAGAUUCUUGUCCACGGUGGAGGUCCCCAACCUGUCCACAGAGGAGGGCACGGCUCUCUGCCGCGUACCCGCGCCCGAUCCCCAGAGAUGGCCCGAGCCCCACUGGAUGUGGACAGAACCCAACACUGUGACUCUGCAGGGGAGGAGAGACCCACCAACGACUCAGAGUCUGGAGAUGAACUGAGCAGCUCUUCCACUGAACAUCUCCAGACUGUGUCUUCGUCAGGCCAGGGCCGCUCCGAGUCGCCUGUCUACACCAACCUCCAGGAGCUGAAGAUCACCCAGACCAACCUGCCCCCUCUGCCCUCCGGCUCCCCCCUCCACACGCUGGGCGACUGGGAGACCUACAAAGACCAGAAUGGCAGGCACUUCUACUACAACCGCUCCACCCAGGAGAGGACCUGGAAGCCGCCCCGAGCCAGGGACGCCAGCACCGGGAACUCCAGAGGAGAAAACCACAGUGCAGGAGAGAGCUCUGAGACCACUCCUCUCUCGCUCUCGCCGUCUUUCCUUCCAUUCCUCUCGCUCUCCAUUGGUCGACUUCAGCCUCUGUCGUCGGAGGACAACUGCUUCAGUACCUACUCUAGCCAGUCAGACAGUCAGUAUGGCUCGCCGCCGCGUGGUUGGUCGGAGGAGAUGGACGAGCACGGCCACACGUUGUACGUCAGCGACUAUACUAACGAGAAGUGGUUAAAACACGUGGAUGACCAGGGCAGGCCUUAUUACUACAGUGCAGACGGCUCCAGGUCAGAGUGGGAGCUGCCAAAGUACAACCUCUCCCCUCCACAGCCGUCCGGAGAUGCUCCAAAAAGUCGCAGUCUGGACAGGAAACACAUGGAGCCCAUCGUCCUAACCAAAUGGAGACACAGCGCCUAUGUCCAAGAGCCCAAUGACAAGCGGCUGUCAAAAAAAAGGCGUUUCCGCGCAUUCUCCACCCGCCUACACCCGUACAAACACAAAGAUGCUCCUCUGAGCCCCAAGCCCCCCUCUCCUGACUCUGACUCCUGCCCUUCGUCUCCCAAGCCCCCCGCCUCUCCGUCUGAAAAGUGUGGGGUUCUGAAUGUGACAAAAAUCACUGAGAACGGCAAGAAAGUACGGAAGAACUGGACUUCUUCCUGGACAGUCCUCCAAGGAUCCACGUUGCUGUUUGCCAAAGGACAAGGAGGUGGAACCAGCUGGUUUGGAGGCGGUCAGUCCAAACCUGAGUUCACUGUAGAUCUGAGGGGCGGCUCGGUGGAAUGGGCCUCCAAGGACAAAUCCAGCAAGAAGCACGUUAUAGAGCUGAAGACUCGACAGGGCACAGAGCUGCUAAUCCAGUCAGAAAAUGACGGUGUCAUCAAUGACUGGUACCGAGCGCUGCAGGACACCAUCAGCACCCAUGCCUGGGAGUCUGACGAGGCCAUUGAAGAGGACAUGCCUGAUUCGCCUGGUUUUGACAAACAUGACAAGGAUAAAGAACACAGAGACUCAAAGAAAAGCAGAGCCAUGAAGACGUCCACCAGCAUGGACGCCUCCGACAACAAAAAGACCAGACACAAGCUGAAGAAGUUCCUCACCCGCCGCCCGACCCUGCAGGCUGUCAGAGACAAGGGCUACAUCAAAGAUCAGGUGUUUGGCUGCAGUCUGUCCAGUCUGUGUCACAGGGAGAACAGCUCUGUGCCAGGCUUUGUAAAGAUGUGCAUCGACCAUGUGGAGAACAGUGGUCUGUGUGUAGACGGGCUGUACAGAGUUAGUGGAAACCUGGCUGUCAUACAGAAACUACGCUUUGCUGUCAAUCAUGAUGAGAAGGUGAACCUGGCAGACGGGAAGUGGGAGGACAUCCAUGUGACCACCGGAGCUUUAAAGAUGUACUUCAGAGAGCUGCCCGAGCCUCUCUUCACCUACGCUCUCUUCCAUGACUUUGUCAGCGCCAUCAAGAUACCAGACUACAAGCAGAGAGUCCACUCCAUCAAAGAGCUGGUCCGACAGCUGCCCAAUACCAACCAUGACACUAUGCAGGUCCUCUUCAAACACCUCAGGAAGGUGAUCGACUACGGUGAGGAAAACCGUAUGACCACCCAGAGUGUGGCCAUCGUGUUCGGCCCCACGCUGCUGCGCCCUGAAACAGAGACCUGGAACAUGGCGGUCCACAUGGUCUACCAGAACCAGAUAGUGGAGCUGAUACUGCUGGAGUACGAGAACAUUUUUGGCAGGUAGACUGAGACGCCAGUCUACCUAUUUUCUUUCUCUCCAAACGCAGAGCUCUUCCUAACCCAGCAUGGCCCUGCCAAAAAGAGCCCGGCUCGGUCCGGGGGCAGCUUCUCUUCAUCUCAAACCAACCCGCGGUCACUGGCUUCUCCAAUCUUGCAACCUCUGGACCAAAGCCAAAUGUGUCUCAUAAACCAAAACAUAGAUGUAACUAACUAGCGACCAAAAAGUUAAGACUCUUUGCACUUUUCAGUAUCUUAUUUUCUCCUGCAGCUGCAUUUGUGCCACUUUACUGCAAAGGUGACAUCCUCCUGUCCUGACACUGGAUUCCUAAAACUAAUAAUACAUGGGCCAAACAAGCCUCUACUACUGCACAGACUAACUGAGACCAAAGGAGCUGCAGAGGAGUGAGUAUCAGUAAGCCUCUAUUACAGAGGAAGCAGCAGUAUUGGAGGUUUAUGAUGUUGGAUGUAACCUGUCUGUACUGUACUGUAAAUCUCAUCACUUAUAUAGACUCAUCACUCCUGUAUGUACCACAGUGGGGAAUCAACAGAAGAAUCAAAACUGCUCUGCACCCUCAGCUUGGCUUUAGAAGUGUAGACACUAAGAGGUGAAAUAAGUUGGAGCUAGAACAAGGAGAAGAAGGGAUUUGGAGUUUUUUUUUUUAUUUAGGAACUAUACAAUUUUCAAGAAAUUUUUUUUGGCUCUUUCAUGUUCUUUCUUCUUUUUAUUUUAAAUGUUUUGUUCCCCUCUCACUCUGCAUCUGCCCCCCCCCCUCUUUCUCUCCUCCUCCUGAAAUACUGGACCGGGGUCCUCUGAACACUUGAGAGGUUAACACCACUCUGUAUUAUCUCUGCAUGCCACCUCCUCCAUUUGGCUUUUAGAACAAAUCAUCUCACAGCGCUCAGAACAUGAACUUGAAAACAAACAAUGGUACUCAGCUCUUUCCUUGACUAAUGGAUAUUAAAUGUUAAGGCAAACAGCCUUUAAACAUGUCUCCAUUAAUACAGUUGUACAGUGUUUAUGUGUAUGCAUGUGGAUGGGUGGGGCAGGUGGGUGGAUGGAUGAAUGGAUUUACUGACAAUAUAUUGUACAAAUAAUAAAUAUAAGUGCAUAUGCCUGGAGUGUUAAAAAUAUGAUAAGAGGGAGAAAUCACUAUUUUGUGAUCAUUGUGUAACCAACAUGUGAGGAAAAAAGUUGUGAAGAACUGGGGAUGUGGAGGUUUACCUGUGAAUCAGGUUAAUGGAAGAUUGUGAAUAUAAAGAAAAUGCUGUUGGCUUUAUCAGACUGGAAUAAAGGCCUCUAAUAAGAGGAGAUAUUCUUUA